AGCCGCUUGAGGAGUGUGCACUCAAAGGUUUGAGCCCGCCUCGUAAAAGUCACCCUACUACCGUGCGACCUGUAGGUGAAACUUGAAACAUGGACCCAAUGCAUCGAUUGUGCUGUUAUGUCUGGCUUUGAGCGCAAAAUAGAGGGGGAAAUACUUUUCUCUAGUGUUUCCCUUAUUGCGUUUACAUUUGGCGUAUGGUUUUGGUAUCAGGUCGAUCUGUUUAGUUUUGGUGGAGAAGGAUUAUUACUAGAGGGGCCGAGAUAACAUCCAGACGAUUGAGAGUCAGGUCGUUUAAACGCGUGUUAAACAUCACCGAGCCUAAGAUGGCUUUGGCACGGCAGGACUACAUUGCCCCAUGGUGGACUUACUGGCUGCACAAUUUUCCUCAUCUGAAUUUAAAUUUCCAGCCCAUUGACAACACGUUCAGACCGGAGGAGGCAAGCUAUCAGCAGUCCUUGAUCUUCCUUGCCUGUGUGUCAGCGGUGGGUCUAGGCCUCAGCCUGCUACUGCUAGCCGUCUACCUCAGCGUCAUAUGCUGUUGUCGGAAGGAGGAGGAGGAGGAGACCAAGAGGCCAGACUCAUGCUGUGUCACAUGGGCAGCGGUCAUCACUGGCCUGAUCAUUUGCUCGGCUGUUGGGGUGGGUUUCUAUGGAAACAGCGAAACCAACGACGGAGUAUAUCAGCUGACCUACUCCCUCUACAAUGCCAAUCAAACAGUGGGUGGCAUCGAUAGUCUGGUGACUGGCUCCUUGAACAGCAUGCAGGUGGGACUAGAGGAGCACCUGUCAAGGCUGGACGAGAUCUUCUCCACACGGGGGGAUUACGGCCAGACGCUUCGCUUCAUGCGGCAGAUGGCUGACAACAUCAUCAGGCAGCUCAUCACCCUCCCGGACAUCAGCAAAGCCAAGGUGGACUUGGCGGCCAUCGCUGACCAGACAGCUUUUGUGGAGUACUACAGAUGGCUCACAUACCUGCUUCUGCUCAUCCUGGACCUGGUCAUUUGCCUCGCAGCGUGUGUUGGACUGGCCAAGCACUCAAGAUGGCUACUCAUUUCGAUCAUGGUGUUUGGGGUGCUGACGUUGAUCCUUAGCUGGGUGUCCCUGGGAGCAGGCACUGCCACAGCAGUGGGGACCAGUGACUUCUGUGUGUCUCCAGACAAAUUCAUUGUGAACCAAACCAGGGACUUCAUCAGUGCAGACAUAGUCCAUUACUACCUGUACUGCUCGCAGAGUCUCCCCAACCCUUUCCAGCAGUCUCUGACCACCUUUCAGAGAUCUCUGACCACGAUGCAGAUCCAGGUGCAGGGCUUGCUGCAGUUCUCGCUGUCAAUCUUCCCCACGGCCGAGAGGGACCUGCUGGGCAUCCAGCGUCUGCUCAACACCACUGAGUUUAACCUGCACCGACUCACAGCUCUGCUUGAGUGCCGCAGUUUGCACAAGGACUACCUGGACGCUCUGAUGGGCGUGUGCUAUGACGGGGUGGAGGGUCUCCUCUACCUGUCCCUCUUCUCUCUGCUGGCUGCCAUUGCCUUCUCUGCCAUGCUGUGUGCUGUCCCUCGUGCCUGGACACUCAUCGCCAGCAGGGACAGGGAUUAUGAUGACAUAGACGAGGAGGAUCCGUUCAACCCCCAGGCCCGGCGCAUGGCUGCAUACAACCCCAACCGCUCUCACAUCCACAGCUUCUGCAGCUACAGCAGCAGCCUGAGCAGCCAGAACAGCCUGCACCCGCCCCCACAGGCUGCCACCUCCAGCGCUACCACCUCUGAAUACAUGAAUCAGUCCAUGCUGUUUGGAGGGAAUCCUCGAUACGAAAACGUUCCUUUGAUCGGGAGGGGUUCACCACCACCCUCAUUUUAUCCCCAGACAUUUAAAAACAUAUUCUCCCACUAUGAGGACCACCUACCUAUCUAUGACUGAGGCUCAGAUCAGACACUUUGGCACCGAUUUCCAGAUAUAGAGCACGCACAUCCUCUCACCGCCACCAGCCUCUCUGCUUGCUCUGCGUGUGGGGAAGACUGCUGUUCCUGAUGCAAGUGGCAUGACGGCAGGGUGUCAUAGAUGGUCCUUUAUGAUCCUAUCUGACUGCCAGUCUGAUCUCACAUACUGACCAUGACCAGCGGGUAGGGAGAAAGCCACAUUAUCAGCUCAAAGACCUGCCAUAGCACUGUGUGUGAGUGUCUGAUGGUGAUCUACAUUAAGCUGGCUUUGCCCCCACCCCCCCCCCCCCCCCCACACACACACACACACAUUAUAAACCAACACUGCACAAACAGUGGCCAUACAACAUAUACAGGAUGUAAAUAAAUUGGUUGUCUCCCACGGUUGAGUUGUAAGGCAUUACAUACCCCCAAUACCUAUGCAGACUUGAAAGUUUGUGUUCCUGUGGAAGAAUCCUUGCCGGGGGGCUACGCCCCACCUAAUUUAUGCUGUAAUUACGCUGUGAAAAUGGCUACUGGGUUUCUGUGAUCAUACUGCUGAUGCGGAAAUGGCAGAAAAUUGUUAUUGUGACCCUCUGGACCUGGCUACCGCAGCAUGACGACUUCCCUUAUCAUGCGAGUACUCAGUUCAAAGACUGGAGACAGAUCCAAUAAGCAUUGGUGUGUGCAGUGUUUUUUUCCUGUAUGUUCUGGUGUUGUAAUACUAAGCUUGGUCACUGUGUAAUUACCUUUUCUGUGUAAAUCAGCUAGAUUGCUCUGCCAGAGGAUGUUUAAAAAUGUGACACUGUUAGGCACAGUGGAUUUCUGAAAUCAAAACUGAAAAGCAUGUUUAAUUGUGCCUCUGUUGUUUUGAGUGAUUAUGUCUGUUAUAAAAUGAAAGUUGAAACCUUUUUAUAUUUUAGAUUAUGUACAUUUUGAAACCUCACAAAUCUGCGUCUAUUUUCCUGUUUUUGGUCGUUUUAGUGGUUCAGGCAGAUAUGUAAUGGAACAAAAUGGAAAAACAUUGUUGGUAAAAGUUAUGGUAAAUAUAAAAUCCAUUCAAGAAUAAAAUAACAUCAUAUAUCAGCCAAGUACAAAACUAUUUUAGAUGGCAAAAAAUCUAAUUCUACAGGUUACAGUGCAAGCCACAUUUUCCGAAGACUCUACAGGUCUACAUCAGUUAAUCAGACAGUGGACACAUUUUCACCUAAUUUUUCAGCUGACCUCCAUUUUGAGACAUAUUUCCCUCAAGUGCUGUUUUUUUACUGUCAAAACUCGGGGACAAUGAUUGUGAGUUUUACUAAAAAUAUAUAUAUAAUAAUAAUAAACCGUUCUUUUGUAAAUCUG
Molecule: messenger RNA, 3262 nt
Organism: Alosa alosa (allis shad)
Lineage: Eukaryota; Metazoa; Chordata; Actinopteri; Clupeiformes; Clupeidae
Gene: ttyh2l
Product: tweety homolog 2, like
Exons: 15
Coding region: 324-1916 (530 amino acids)
Cellular component (GO): plasma membrane
Molecular function (GO): volume-sensitive chloride channel activity; intracellularly calcium-gated chloride channel activity
Source: RefSeq, a predicted model, not a curated record